CAGCCCUACCUCACUCUCUCUCUCUCAUACACACACACACACACACACACACACACACACACACACACACUCCAGCUCUGCAUCCCUCUUCAGCUCUGGCUCUGGCUGCUUGUCGCCGCUCUCUGCUAGGGGAGUACAUUGCUCUACGCUCCCACAGAGAACACACUGAGAGCUGAGGGACCAGUCAGGAGGAACCAUAACCAGGAACUAGGAACCAGAACCAGGAACCAAUGAGAGCCACAGCUUAUCAGGCAGCAUUCAUUCCCAACACAGUUCUGUGCUCUACCCAGGAAUGGUUCUGUUGGGUACCAUGGAAUGGUCCUGUGCUCUAGCCAGGAGUGGUUCUGUUGGGUACCGUAAUUGGUUCUGUGAUCCACCUGAAGCCGGGUUUCCUCAGUGACCUUGCUGAUCUUAUAAGCAUGACAUACUUUCUGCUGAUCUCAUGAGCACAACAUACUUUCUGCUGAUCUCAUGAGCACAACAUACUUUCUGCUGAUCUCAUGAGCACGACAUACUUUCUGUUGAUCUCAUGAGCACGACAUACUUUUUGCUGAUCUCAUCAGCACGACAUAUUUUCUGCUGAUCUCAUGAGCACAACAUACUUUCUGCUAAUCUCAUGAGCACAACAUACUUUCUGUUGAUCUCAUGAGCACGACAUAUUUUCUGCUGAAGGAGUGAUGGCCCACAGGGCAUGAGACCUAGCUCUAUAGAUUAACUAUAUGAUAUUAGCUCUAUAAAUUUAACUCUAUAUACAGUAUAUGGCAUUAGCUCUAUAGAUGACAGUAGCUCUAUAUAUUAACUCUAUAUAUGAUAUUAGCUGUAUAGAUCGACUAUAUAUGACAUAAAUGCUAUGAAUUAACUCUAUGUGUGACAAUAGUUCUGUAGAUUAGCUCUAUAAAUAACAUGGGCUCUAUAGAUUAACUCUCUAUUACAUUAACUCUAAUGAUUAGCUCUAGAUGAAAUUAGCUCUAUAGCACAGAGCUAUUACAUUACAUCUAUAAAUGAGCUCUAUAGAUUACAUUAGCUCUAGACUAAGAAGAGACUAUUUGAGGAGUGAGGAGAGUAGAGUGAAGUGUGUGUGUGUGUGCGUACAGGGGUGCGUAGGGGGAGUUCUCUUUUCUCACUGCUCUCUUUACAGGCCCACCAGUGAAUGUAGCCAUGGCGAUAGAAGUGGCCAGCAUUGAUCAUAUUUCAGAAGCCAACAUGGACUACACCAUGACGGUGUUCCUUCGUCAGAGCUGGCGUGAUGACCGGCUGUCGUAUAACCACACUAAUAAGACUCUGGGGCUGGACAGUCGCUUCGUGGAUAAGCUUUGGUUACCAGACACCUUCAUCGUUAAUGCCAAGUCCGCCUGGUUCCAUGAUGUCACCGUGGAGAACAAGCUCAUCCGCCUGCAGCCUGACGGAGUUAUCCUCUACAGCAGCCGGAUCACAUCCACUGUGGCGUGUGAUAUGGACCUGACCAAGUACCCCAUGGAUGAGCAGGAGUGCAUGCUGGACCUGGAGAGCUAUGGCUACUCCUCUGAGGACAUUGUGUACUACUGGUCAGAGAAUCAGAAGCAGAUCCACGGGCUGGACAAGCUGGAACUCUCCCAGUUCACCAUCACCCACUACCGCUUCCACACCGAGACCAUGAACUUCAAAUCAGCGGGCCAGUUUCCGCGUCUCAGCUUGCGUUUCCAGCUGAGGCGGAACAGAGGCGUGUACAUCAUCCAGUCCUACAUGCCCUCCAUCCUAUUGGUUGCCAUGUCCUGGGUGUCCUUCUGGAUCAGCCAGUCAGCUGUGCCUGCCAGAGUCUCCCUGGGAAUCACGACUGUGCUCACCAUGACAACGCUGAUGAUCAGUGCCCGCUCGUCUCUCCCGCGCGCCACGGCCAUUAAAGCACUGGACGUGUACUUCUGGAUCUGCUACGUGUUCGUGUUCGCCGCACUCAUCGAGUACGCCUUCGCUCACUACAACGCCGACUACAGCAAGAAGGAGAAGAAGGACAAGACUGACAAGCAGAAUGCAGAGUCCAUAGUGAAGAACGGGAAGCAGGCCAUGGUUCUGUUCUCGCUGUCGGUGGCCGGGAUGAACCAGGGGCUGCUGAUCCAGAACCGACCACAGCGCGGGCAGCGGAGCGGCUCGGGCGAUGCAUCGGGGGCGGUGACGCCCGGCUCGGGGGUGGGGGAGGGCGAGACGUCCAGCCGCGGGAGCCGCUCCAGGAGGGGGGAGAGCGGCGAGGAGCAGAAGUGCUGCCGCUGCGCCUUCAAGCCCAUCGACGCCGACACCAUCGACAUCUACGCCCGUGCCGUCUUCCCCGCCACCUUCGCCGUGGUCAACCUCAUCUACUGGGUGGCCUAUACCAUGUGAGGGGGGGUGGGGGCAGGUUGACCUAUACCAUGUGAUGAUCUAUACCAUGGGUCAAGGGGGUGGCCUAUACCAUGUGUGUGUGUGUGUGUGGGGUUGAGGAUGAUCUAUACCAU
Messenger RNA from Alosa sapidissima (American shad), 2465 nucleotides. RefSeq names its product gamma-aminobutyric acid type A receptor subunit delta (gene gabrd). Gene Ontology annotation, molecular function: neurotransmitter receptor activity; GABA-A receptor activity; extracellular ligand-gated monoatomic ion channel activity. Gene Ontology annotation, cellular component: membrane; neuron projection; synapse. The coding region runs from base 1159 to 2352 and encodes 397 amino acids. The record is from RefSeq and is a predicted model, not a curated record. Lineage: Eukaryota; Metazoa; Chordata; Actinopteri; Clupeiformes; Clupeidae. Gene Ontology annotation, biological process: nervous system process; chemical synaptic transmission; monoatomic ion transmembrane transport. The transcript has 7 exons.